Setaria italica (foxtail millet) is the source of this 2160-nucleotide messenger RNA. RefSeq names its product protein NUCLEAR FUSION DEFECTIVE 4. The transcript has 3 exons. The record is from RefSeq and is a predicted model, not a curated record. Lineage: Eukaryota; Viridiplantae; Streptophyta; Magnoliopsida; Poales; Poaceae. The coding region runs from base 169 to 1821 and encodes 550 amino acids. Gene Ontology annotation, cellular component: membrane.
CGCUAGCUUGACCCCAGCUGCUACCAGCCAAGCCCGUCACCCCACUGCUUGUUGCUUCUCGGCUCGCCAUUGAAAAUCUCGCCCCAGCUCCAGCAAAAAAGGGAAUUGAAGGAAAAAAACAUCUUGUCUAACAAACGCAAGCUGCUACUAGCUCAUCUCGCUCUCGCCAUGGGAAAGGUGGCGGAGAGGCUGAGGGCCUUCUCGAGGAACCGAUGGCUGGUGCUGGUGGCGUCAAUGUGGGUGCAGUCCGUGUCCGGCGUCGGGUACCUCUUCGGCGCCAUCUCGCCGGUGCUCAAGUCCACGCUCGGCUACAACCAGCGGCAGGUGGCGGCGCUCGCCGUCGCCAAGAACCUCGGCGGCUACGUCGGCGUCGUCGCCGGCACGCUCCCGGCGAAUAUGCCGCCGUGGUUGAUGCUGCUCAUGGGCGCCGCGCAUAACCUCCUCGGCUACGGCUGGCUCUGGCUCAUCGUCGCCGGCAUCGCGCCGCCGCUGCCCCUCUCCAUGAUGUGUGUUCUCAUAUUUGUUGGAAACAACAGCGCGACAUACUUCAACACGCAUUCACUCGUAACAUGCAUCCUGAACUUCCCAACGAGCAGGGGGCCAAUGGUGGGCAUCCUGAAAGGAUUUCUGGGCCUGACCAGCGCUAUUUUGACGCAAAUCUACGCUGUGAUGCACACAACAGACCAGACUAAACUUGUCUUGACGGUUGCGGUCGGACCGGCAUUGGUCGCCAUUGCCAUGAUGUUUGUUAUCAGGCCUGUCGGUGGUCACAAGCAGGCACGCCCGUCUGACAAGAAGAGCUUCAUGUUCGUCUACACCAUCUGCUUGCUCCUCGCCUUUUAUCUCGCCGUUGUCAAGCUAGCCCAAGAUUUCAUGAAACUGAGCGACAAUGUGGUUAAUAUUCUCACAGUGAUUCUGUUCGUCCUCCUUAUUUCACCAAUUGCAAUCCCGUUGGCCUUGACGAUAAUGUCGAAAGCUGAAAAUCCAAUUGAAGAGGCUCUCCUGUCUGAACCAUUGACGCAAGAGGCAAGCACUUCGCAAGAAGAGGAAGAUCAACCGCAUGCCAUUUUAAGCGAAGUAGAAGAGAAGUCUAAGGACAUUGAUUCGUUGCCUCCAUUUGAAAGGAGGAACAGCGGACCACACCUGGGGGACAACUUCACCAUGAUGCAGGCACUGGUGAAGGCUGACUUUUGGCUUAUUUGGAUAUCGUUCUUGCUUGGGUCAGGAUCAGGGCUGACAGUUAUGGACAAUCUUGGUCAGAUGAGCCAGGCAGUUGGAUUCAAAGAUGCGCAUAUCUUCGUGUCAUUGGUGAGCAUAUGGAACUUCCUUGGUCGUGUUGGAGGUGGCUACUUCUCUGAGAUCAUUGUCAGGGAGCGUGGAUACCCAAGGCACACAGCACUGGCAAUUGCACAGAUCCUGAUUGCUGCUGCACAUUUCCUAUUUGCCAUGGCUUGGCCUGGAACCAUGUACAUCGGGACCUUCCUGGUCGGACUCGGAUACGGAGCUCAUUGGGCAAUCGUGCCAGCUGCUGUCUCUGAACUCUUCGGCGUAAAACAUUUUGGCGCCAUGUACAAUUUUCUUGCAAUGGGAAACCCCACAGGAUCAUUCAUCUUCUCAGGCCUUAUUACCAGUACCCUGUAUGACUAUGAAGCUGAGAAACAAGCUCACCAACAUCAGAUUAAGUGCGAAGGCCCCGUCUGCUUCUUCGUCAGCUCAUUGAUAAUGUCAGUGCUCUGCAUUGUUGGAGCUGGAUUGAGCCUCAUCGUUGUUCACAGGACCAGACGGGUUUACGCUGACCUCUAUCGGUCUGUCCACACAUGAAAUCUUCAUGGAUAAAGAUGCCAAAUCCUCAUGUUUGCUUUUCUAUGCACCGUAUAUCCAUGGCCCCCAAAAGAAUUUGCAUAUAUCACAUAUCCGCAAAGUUAAAUUUAUCUGUAAAUUAUUACUCACAUUGUUUGUUUUUAAUAGUAUUAGGGUUUGGAAAUUAUACUUUGAGUAUAGAUUGCUCUUAUGGUACAUUAUCAGCUACUACAAAAAUCUAUAUAUUUCAUAUCGAAAGAUAUUUGAAAUGAAAUAUAUCGAUGCAACUUUUAUGUAGUAGUAUUGUAUACAAUUUGACUAAUUGUUGGUCAAAGUUUAUAAAGUUUGAUUAUUUUGAAA